AAGCGGAAAUCACCGUGUUUACAUUUUAGCAUGUUUGCUAAGUGUUGAAGCUAACGACUAACAGGUAGAUGUCAGGUUUAACUAUAAGUGGUGUCUUUAAAACAUCACUCACAUGUUUUAGAUUAGUAAAGUGUGCCUGCUUCCCUGGCUUCGUACCGGUAUACUGCUGUCGGUUUAUCGGUAAAACCCAGUCCAGACUUUGUCCUCGUCCCGUUUCCUAUCAGAGACCGUACGGAACAAACCGGCAAAUGCCCAAAAAAGAGAAAGUGGUUAAAGGACGGCCGGCUGGUGGUGCAGUAGCAGAGGCAGAAGCAUCUGGUCCCGUAACCAGAGACAAAAAUGGUGCUGUGACCAUAACGGUGCAUGCUAAGCCUGGCUCCAAACACAGCAGCAUCACAGAAGUUUCUGCAGAGGCAGUGGGUGUGGCCAUUGCAGCACCACCCACAGAUGGAGAGGCCAACACUGAACUUAUUCGUUACCUGGCUGAAGUUCUGGACCUAAAGAAAAGUCACGUUGUGCUUGACAAGGGUUCCAGGUCCAGAGACAAACUCAUCAGACUGGAUUCUGCCCUCAGCCCAGAGGAAGUGCUGAGGAGACUCAGACAGGCAGCAGGCUGACAGGACGGAUGUGCGACUGAAAAUUUGAAAAAGAUUCUCCCUCCGUCUGUUUCACUUGUUCAAGUUUUACAUGAGUUUUGAAGAGGGACGAAUGUCAGGCACAACCAGAUCAGAAAGGCUACUAGAAAAGCCAAAGUUGUACUCCAACAAGCACCAGUGAGUAGGAGACAUUUCAGUGACUGGAUGUAACUGACUGUAAACUUGAUAUGAUGUUUACAUGUUUGGAUGAAAGCAGUGGCUUAUAAAAUGUAUUAUUACGUUAAUUAGAUGUCAAAAUUGACACAAAUAAAUGGAACAUGACUACUA
Sphaeramia orbicularis (orbiculate cardinalfish) is the source of this 923-nucleotide messenger RNA. RefSeq names its product chromosome 6 C15orf40 homolog (gene c6h15orf40). Gene Ontology annotation, cellular component: cytoplasm. The transcript is spliced from 4 exons. The record is from RefSeq and is a predicted model, not a curated record. Bases 69 to 617 code for a protein of 182 amino acids. Lineage: Eukaryota; Metazoa; Chordata; Actinopteri; Kurtiformes; Apogonidae.